GUCGGUCUAGCAACAAGUGUUUCUAUUUUCUGAAAAUUGAAACUGAUAAUGAGACCGAGAAUAUGGAAUCCUAUUCACUAAUUUUCCUGUCGAUGUUAGUGUACUGUUCGCUCAUUCUGAAUCAUCAGGUAAUUUCAGUGUCAGCCCGCCGGAAUGACAAGCUGUGGUCGAAACCUUUCGACCUCUUCUCGAGUGCGACGAAAUUCCGCAAGCCGGAAAUCGAACCGAAAAAAGACUUUGCCUUAAUGGCAUUUCAUCCUGACGAUUUGAAAAAUAUCGAACAGCCAGUUAGACCUCAGCAAUACUGGGAAGAUCGGAGCUCAGAGCCCAACCGAUUCCAACCUCCGAAGUUCUUCGACAAGCCUUUUCUUGGUGUCAAACUCACGACGCCAAGAACGAAUCCCUCAACGAAAAAAAUUAACAAAUCACCUGACACGUCAAAUGAAAUUCACGUUCAGAUUGAUGACGUGGCUGAUUUGACCAACAUUUUAGGAAAUUCGCAACAUUACGAGAACAUUGUCCUUUCCAUCGACCAGUCGGAUUCAAAAUCAGGUAACGCCCCCGAGAAAGACGAAUCUCCGAAACCUUUUUGGGGUCCUCCUAUUGGAACCCCACCUACACCCAGGCCAGCACAUUACCACAAAGCAACGUCGGUUUCCAUCGAAAAGAAAGAAGAAAUUCCUGUCCGUCUACCUAAUAACGCCGUCAACACACGUCAAAGUAUCACGCCAGAAUAUAGACCUCAGUCUUAUCAUCAGCCCAACAGCCGGCUUACGACACCUGAACGGCUCCAGGAGAACCUUGUCCACAUGCAAUCCGGGCCACCGUAUUACGAGAAAGUGCGAGAAAAUGAUCCGUUCGAUCAAAGUUUCUGGCAUCGAGUUCCAGUCACGGAACCGACAGUCUUCCCUAAUCCGAUUUCUCCGCAAUCGUAUUUUCACCAAAAACAGUUGGAAGAUGAAAUUGCAAACACCAAGGCACAGCUUUACUCCGGCGGAGCCCCGAAUCCCAUCAUUAUUCACAAGGAAAUCGAUUCUGUGGCAUUGCCCUCGUAUCCAUCGCCCUAUUACCCGCCUUCACCCCCAGAACAUCACGUUGUGUAUCACCAUCCCGCUCCUGCACAACAUACUUACCAUCACGCACCGUCUGGGUUUGCUCAAGUGGAUUUCAGCCCGAUUUUUUUGGCCAUCGUCCCGAUCGCAUUGUUCUUGGGUGCAGCCGCGGCUUUUGCUUUAGCGACGGCCACCACUUCCAGCUCUGCAGCUGCGGUUGCCCAGCAACAGCAACAGCAAGAAGAGAGCAGCAACAGCAAUAACGCGGCUAACAACAACAACGCCAAUAACAACAACGCUCUUCUGGCUGCUUUGUUUGCUGCUUUACAGAGCAAACACGAUGAUCAUAAAGACAAGCAUAAGAUUAUCAUCAUUACUACUACGACGGAAGCCACCACUACCAUGCCACCACCAACAAUGCGAUCGCUAGACCCUGUGAAGUUACCUUUAAAAAUUCAGACUCCGACAUUACCGCCGGAUAAACCUCUUUCGGAAGAAGAUGAUACUGGCGAAGGAUUUGAUCAGCCUGGUGGUGGAACUGUUAUCGAACCUCUGCUUCUCGAAGAGGAAGAGCCAGAAAUAUUGACAUAUGACUUAUGAUUAUGUCCUUCAACAACCACCGUUUAAACAUUUAUAAAUGUCCGCAUCACUGGAGAGGCUUCAGCUGCAAAUCUAAUUUAUGUAUUACAAGGGCUUUUUUUCGUUGCUGGUGCAUUUCAUCGCAUGCUGUGCUGUAUUGGGGGAUAAUAUGCAUAACUAACUGUACAGGGGGAGUUUCCUUUCUUUUCAAUUUUCAUUGUCAAUAUUAUACUUGUACUUGUAAGACGCACCGCUGUGCGUAAAAACUUGUACAGUUUUCUCUCACGAGCAUCCUGCUGCUUCUGCUAUACACACACGGCUCGUAAACCAUUGA
Molecule: messenger RNA, 1965 nt
Organism: Daphnia carinata
Lineage: Eukaryota; Metazoa; Arthropoda; Branchiopoda; Diplostraca; Daphniidae
Exons: 4
Coding region: 63-1652 (529 amino acids)
Source: RefSeq, a predicted model, not a curated record